Messenger RNA from Leptidea sinapis, 2732 nucleotides. Its product is annotated as sodium- and chloride-dependent neutral and basic amino acid transporter B(0+)-like. Bases 87 to 2081 code for a protein of 664 amino acids. The transcript is spliced from 10 exons. Lineage: Eukaryota; Metazoa; Arthropoda; Insecta; Lepidoptera; Pieridae. Gene Ontology annotation, biological process: sodium ion transmembrane transport. Gene Ontology annotation, cellular component: membrane. The record is from RefSeq and is a predicted model, not a curated record.
CACCUAGCGUUCAGUUUUACGUGCAUUGCGCAUGCGCGCGACCGUCUCAAACGCUUCAAAGUUGACGUGAAAAAUUCUGUGUUUAUAUGGCAGUGAACCGCCUAAAUUGUGGUGUACCUAUUGGAAGACUAAUCAGUAGGCAGACGGGGUCUCUCCAAAAUGGCUCGACCAUCAGAAGAAUUUAUGACUGCAUCAAAAGUCAGUUAUGCACAAUUGCCGUUUCUCUCUCCCUCUUCAACUUUGUCCGGUUGCCCCGGGAGGCUUUCAAGUACGGAGACAUAGAGUACCUGGCUGUCUACUCAUUCUGGCUGAUCAUUGUUGCCCUCCCAAGCUGUCUGCUGCAGCUCUCGGUGGGACAACUGAGCCAACAAGAUGCAGUCGGAGUUUGGAGAGCUGUUCCUAUAUUUAGAGGUGUUGGUCACUUAAAGGUGCUCACCUCAUAUCUGUGCUGUGUGUACUGUAUGGUAUACGUCGCGCUGUCUGCUGCUUAUAUGAUAUGGAUUGGAAAGGGCACGUUCCCACUGAGAGACUGCACAAAAUUACAAAUAACACCAGAUGGCUACGAGAAUAAAAUGAAUGCGUCUGAGUGUUUCAACUCAACGUUUUUAGCCCCGUUCACGGAGCAGCCGCAGUAUCUCGGAGUGAUGGCUGUAUUAGUAUUCUUAUUAUGGUUCUUCGUACCUAUCAUGUUGCUAACGCUACACAAGUCACUGAGAGCAUCGUUGAUGAUAUUCACUCCGAUUAUCAUCACUAUGUCUAUAGCAAUAGGGGUGUUUUUGUCGAAUGGCUCGCUUCUAUCAAUUAGCUUGGAGACGGCAGACUGGAGUCAGUUGACGCGAUCACAGAUAUGGCACAGUGGCUUAGUGCAGGCUCUGUUGUCAACCAGCGUGAUGAGUGGAUAUCUUGUGAGCGCUGGCUGCACCGUAUAUAGGCAAUGCGACGUGAGAUGGACAUCAACAUUUAUAGCAAUAACCAACCUGAUUGCUGGUUGGCUGUGUGUAAUGAUGUGGGAGUCGAUAGCUGGCACGGCGGACAAAGAUAAAAGCCUAUUAGCUAUAUUAGUUCUGAUAUAUCAGUCGUCUGUCACAGAACACAGGACAAAGGAAUGGCCACUGCUAGCGUUUGGCAUUAUUUUCCUGUCUGGUAUCGUAACAGUGUUAGUUCUUCUUUUUCCUGCAUAUGAGAAGUUGCAAAGAGUGGCUGGUGAUCAAUGGAGAUUAUUUGCUGGAGCCAUGUCAGCUCUUGGUACGGCCUUAACUGUAGCAGUGCUAUCUCAGGGUAUUUCUAUAGCUGCAGUAAUUGAUGAGACCGUGAUACCAAUACUUGUAGUUCUCACUACUGCGUUCGAAAUUGUUGGAUUUGUUUUUAUUUAUGGAUCCUUCUACCUCAGAGUUGAUAUUAAGUUUAUAACUGGAUCAAAGAUACCGUGUUUCUGGUUGAUAGCCUGGUGGCUAUCACCGAUUUUUCUCAUCGGAGUAACUGGAUGGUGGUUACGAGGCUUGAUUAGAACUGCGUGGAGUCAGGGAGAAUGUCUGUGGCCUUUGAUGGGGGCUCUCAUUGGUGUUUUGGUGGUUUUCGUAAUAUUUGCUGCUAUUGCUGUGGCUAAAGAGGAACAAUAUAAUAUCUUCACUAAAAUAUCUGCUGCUUUUCGACCAUCUCGACUUUGGGGACCUGAAGAACCUUUAGCACGGUAUAUGUGGAUGUCUCAAAGGUUCGCGAACGACACGCUCAGCUCCGGGCAAGAAGUGCACUCAGAUUCCAAUAAUUUUGGUAAUCUUCAUGAAUAUGACGUUAAGAAUGAUGUCAAAUAUCAUGAUAAUUGGAUUAAAGAUGACAUAUAUCAGUCACCGAAAUGCGAUUAUGAAUAUGAUUAUGGAAAAGAAGAAACUAAAUUUAAAGAUACUGGAGCAAUAUAUUCCAUUCCAGUAAUAAAAAGUAAAAACACGGAAGAGCAGUUUCGUUCUCCAAAUAUUUGCGUAGCGAACGAACGAUUAGACGGCACAAUUAAUUGUAACUGCAAUCGUCAUUUUCAAUUGAACGUACCAGAUUUAAGAAAAAAUGAAUUAACAACUAGUCUAUAAGGAAAAUGUAAAUGUACAACGAUUGCUUUGUCUAGUCCUGUCCAUUGACGUUAUAUAAACAAACUAGACUCCCAGUAGCCUGGAUAAAGGUCGUCAAAAAAUGCCAGAGCGGCUUAGGCUAGAGUUACUAUGGAUGCGAGUUCUGACGAAAAUUUGUACUGACGAGUUCUGGCGGAUUCGUCAGAAGAAACAAACGCCUGGUAUCCAAUGACAGUGUUUACACUGGCAACGCUCGAGCGGUUCUGACGCGUUCGUCGUCAGAACUCGCAUCCAUAGUAACCCUAGCCUAAUACAGAUAACAUGAAAACAUUCAUUCAAAUUAAAACCUUAAAUCAUAGCAGUAAUGUUCAAAGUCUAUGAACUAAAACUAGGUAGAGUUUAACUUCGGACAAAUUUUAAGUGUGAUUCUGAGUCUUGUUGUUUCUUGCACGUCAAUGGUCCUGUUAAAUAUAAUUAAUUGUAAGAUAGUGAUACUGAAAGGCAUUUUCAAUUCGAACCAGAAAGAAUUUCCGGGUAGGCUACAACAUGAAGUAGAAACGGUUCAUAGUUGUUUAAUAUUCAAAUAUUUAAGUGCAAUAAAUAGUCUAGUGUUUUUUGUAUAUUGUGAUAAAAUAACUUAAAAUAAUAAAAAUAAACAUAUUUAAUAAAAAA